Molecule: messenger RNA, 978 nt
Organism: Drosophila ficusphila
Lineage: Eukaryota; Metazoa; Arthropoda; Insecta; Diptera; Drosophilidae
Gene: E(spl)m7-HLH
Product: enhancer of split m7 protein
Exons: 1
Coding region: 112-678 (188 amino acids)
Biological process (GO): regulation of transcription by RNA polymerase II; regulation of neurogenesis; anterior/posterior pattern specification
Cellular component (GO): nucleus
Molecular function (GO): DNA-binding transcription factor activity, RNA polymerase II-specific; RNA polymerase II cis-regulatory region sequence-specific DNA binding; protein dimerization activity
Source: RefSeq, a predicted model, not a curated record
AAACAUUUUUUGAGCAGUCAACAUCUCAGGAUACAGUCCUCCAAGCCAGUGAAGAAAUUCUUCAACAAGUCGCUCUACAAGUACCCGAAGUCAAAUAACAAAACAUAAACAAUGGCCACCAAAUACGAGAUGUCCAAAACCUACCAAUACCGCAAGGUGAUGAAGCCUCUGCUGGAGCGGAAGCGUCGUGCCAGGAUCAACAAGUGCCUGGACGAGCUUAAGGACCUGAUGGCCGAGUGCGUUUCGCAGACUGGCGAUGCCAAGUUCGAGAAGGCCGACAUCCUGGAGGUCACCGUGCAGCAUCUCCGCAAGCUGAAGGAGGCAAAGAAGCAAGUGCCAGCCAAUCCCGAGCAGAGUUUCCGUGCCGGUUACAUCAGGGCAGCUAACGAAGUGUCCCGCGCUCUGGCCUCCCUUCCCCGAGUGGAUGUCGCCUUCGGAACCACUUUGAUGACCCACCUGGGCAUGCGCCUCAACCAACUGGAGCAGCCCAUGGAGCAAACUCAAGCAGUCAACACUCCACUCAGCAUCAUCUGCGGCUCCAGCUCGAACUCCAACUUCAGUUCCCGCUCUAGUGCCAGCUCUUGCUCCUCCAUCAGUCCCGUCUCCAGUGGAUACGCCAGCGACAACGAAUCCUUGCUCCAGAUCAGCAGCCCUGGACAGGUGUGGCGCCCCUGGUAAAAACCAGGUCGAAAUCAAAGGACUAAAUACCCUCGACGGGCAAUCGCGCAAUUGGAACUGCAGCUUUAGAAAAUGCUUUACAAUGAUCCUCAUUUAUUUGUUACGUUACCAAGUUUUAGGUUUCUAAGUUAAGUCUGUGAUAGGGCACGCUUUAUUAACUUUUGUCUUAACUCAAUCGAGCAGAAGUCUGUUUUUUUACUCUACAUAUAUACAAAUGUUUACCAGCUAAGAGAUCUCAAGAAUACAACAACAAAAGAUAAAAAAUGAAAAGAAAUUAAAUACAAAACAUAUGAAACGAAA